UGAAACAGCUCUUUCUCCAAUAUCUAAUCGCAGCAGGAACUCGGAAUGGUUUUUACACUGUUCCGUAGAAAGUACACUGCAGGAAGAAGUAACAGCUUUUUAGAAUCAUGGAAGAUCAGGCUGAAUCGAGCUGCUCUGAGAGCUGGUUCCUUUCUGUUUGGCAAGAACAGGGGAACUGCUGCGAUGUAUCAGACUGAGGGUCUGCCCGGCUGGUACGUUGUCCCCAGCAGUGGCCAGCCACAAGCAGGAGCAAAAAUAGAGUAUAUUAUCCUAUGUAAUCAUUUCUCUUUCUAGAGCUCAGUUGUUUAGACUAUUAAAAUGUUUAAGUCCAACCUCUCUCUUUUCCCAGGGCUGCCUGAUAGCAGUGUAGAGCAAGUCAUUUGCUUCUGCUGAAGAUGGUUAGUGCUCAACAUUGAAGUGUCAAAGAUUCUGCUGCCAAAGACAGGUCAGGUUGUGUUUUCAGUUCCUAACUGAAACUGGAACAAGGGGGACUCCGUGACUGUUCUUUCAAACUGAGAACAAUAUAGGUAGAGGACUUGAAGGAAUUCUGGAAAUAGAUGGCCUAGUCCCAGUGCUUGUGCAUACCAUGUGUGAGAAAAGCAAGCGCAAUGUGCAAAGCUGUGUUUCCCCAGCUCAGCACUCCAGAGGGGUAUCAGUGGGCAAGUAUAACUAUGUGGUAUAACCUAGUCUGAUCUGCAAGGGCAGAAUUUCCACAAAGAGAAUCACUACUUUGUAUUGCAGCUCUGGAACUGGCAGCGUUUGUAAUGCCUUUCCUUCCAGCGGGGUGAUUGUGACAGUGCAGAGGAUGAAGAGUUGUGGAGAUGCUCUCUUCUUGAGGAAGCUCAGUUCUAGACUAAUUAAUUUAUUGAUUGAUUGAUAAGUCCUUACCUACUCAGAAGCACAGUGUCUAAUUUGUUAUGUGCUGGUCCCUUUGUUACAAUGACUACUGCUAGUACUGAUUCCAGUCUGCAAAAAUCUGGCUGCUUUCACUUGUUUUUGAAAGCUCUUCAGCUCCGUCUCUUGCAUGAUUCUGAUGUUAAUGUGUCUUAUAUCCAUGAUAGAUUGCUGCAUGUCUUCUGAAAGAUGCUUGCAAAACAAGAAAGAAUUGGAGCUGAGGCAGAUCAUCUCACAAAUGUACUGUCUUAUACAUCAAAAGAGCGCAGAUGAGAAUGUACGAGGGACUGUAAAAGCCUUCAGUUGGGAGGAGUUAGAUAAACCAAUAACCUUCCUACGUUAAACCUUGUGCGUGAGUCCGAGAUAAAGAAAGCUAUAAAGGGUGAGCAGCUAGCAGGGCACCAGACCGGUCUGCCCACAGCUCCCUGAGAGGUUGCAGGCCAAGCGUGAAGAGGUGCUCCUAGGAGGGAUCAGCAUGGAGCCUGAGGAGUACAGGCAGAGAGGGAAAGAGAUGGUGGAUUACAUUUGCCAGUACCUGAGCAAUGUGAGAGAGAGACGAGUGACUCCUGAUGUACAGCCAGGUUACAUGAGAACUCAGUUGCCAGAUUCUGCCCCAAUGGACCCAGAUAGCUGGGACAACAUCUUUGGAGAUAUAGAGAAGAUCAUUAUGCCUGGGGUAGUCCAUUGGCAAAGUCCACACAUGCAUGCCUACUUCCCAGCUCUUACUUCUUGGCCUUCACUCCUUGGAGAUAUGCUGGCUGAUGCAAUUAACUGCUUGGGAUUCACCUGGGCCUCCAGUCCAGCCUGUACAGAACUGGAAAUGAAUGUGAUGGACUGGCUGGCUAAAAUGCUGGGCCUUCCAAAUAAAUUCCUGCAUCACCAUCCUGAUAGUGUGGGCGGGGGAGUGUUACAGAGCACCGUGAGUGAAUCAACCUUGGUUGCGCUCCUGGCUGCACGGAAAAACAAAAUUCUGGAGAUGAAGCUUUCUGAGCCAGACACUGAUGAGUCCUCACUCAAUUCUCGUCUCAUUGCUUACGCAUCUGAUCAAGCACAUUCUUCUGUAGAAAAGGCUGGCUUGAUUUCUCUUGUGAAGAUGAAAUUUCUGCCUGUGGAUGAGAACUUUUCCCUUAGAGGUGAAACUUUGAAGAAAGCCAUAGCAGAAGACAGAAAGAAAGGCCUAGUGCCCGUCUUUGUUUGUGCAACUUUGGGUACAACUGGUGUCUGUGCUUUUGACAGUCUCUCAGAGCUGGGUCCAAUUUGUGAUGCUGAGGGACUCUGGCUUCAUAUUGAUGCUGCAUAUGCAGGAACAGCAUUUCUGUGUCCUGAAUUUCGAUUGUUCUUAGAUGGAAUUGAAUUUGCGGAUUCCUUCACUUUUAACCCUUCUAAAUGGAUGAUGGUUCAUUUUGACUGCACUGGAUUUUGGGUUAAAGAUAAAUCCAAGUUACAUCAAACCUUCAGUGUUAACCCUGUCUACCUCAGGCAUCCCAAUUCAGGAGCUGCUGUUGAUUUCAUGCACUGGCAAAUUCCACUGAGUCGUCGAUUUCGUUCUUUGAAGCUGUGGUUUGUGAUUCGUUCAUUUGGGGUGAAAAAGCUUCAAGCUCAUGUCCGGCAUGGUACUGAAACAGCCAAAUUCUUUGAAUCUUUGGUAAGAAGUGAUCCGCUGUUUGAAAUUCCUGCCAAGAGACAUCUUGGACUGGUUGUGUUUCGUUUAAAGGGUCCCAACUGGCUGACAGAAAAGCUCCUGAAAGAACUGAGCAGUUCUGGCAGGCUCUUCCUUAUUCCAGCAACCAUUCAUGACAAGUUCAUCAUUCGCUUUACUGUAACAUCUCAGUUCACAACCAGGGAAGAUAUUCUGCAAGACUGGAACAUCAUUCAACGCACUGCAGCCCAAAUCAUUAGCCAGCAUAAUGAAUUGCACCACAUCAGUUCUGGUGAUGAGGCAAAAAUCCCUAAUACAAUAUCUGAGCCUAGUUCUAGUGUUAUUAGUCAUGCUUCUCAGCUCUACACAGAAGAAGGAAAAUUCAAAAUACCUUCCAGAAAAAUAGUAGGUCAGCCUAAGAAGUUAGCAGUGAGUCCCAGUACAUGUGUGAUCAGUCAACAAGUGAAAGGUCAAGGGGAUCUAGAUGACUGUUUUCCAGAAGAUGUACAAGAUGUUACCAAACAUAAGUUAACCUCUUUCUUAUUCAGUUAUUUGUCUGUUCAAGGCAAGAAAAAGACAGCACGUUCGCUUAGCUGCAACAGUGUGCCAAUGACCGAUCUUCUUGAGCAAUGUAAUCCUAAAGCAACAGAUGCUGACAAGAAGGAGCCUCAUGCAAAUGCCAGAAUUCUUUCCAGGCUGCCUGAAGAGGUGAUGAUGCUCAAAAAAAGCGCCUUGAAAAAAUUAAUUAAGUUCUACAGUGUCCCAAGCUUUCCAGAGUGUAGCAUUCAGUGUGGCCUUCAACUGCCUUGUUGCCCUCUGCAAGCCAUUGUUUAACAAGUAAAAGAGAUUGGUGCAUAAGAGCUCUUUAGAUAGAAAGUGAACCAAAGUUUGCUUAUUGAUAUGCAAUACUACAUGUAAUUUUCUUCAAUAUGUAAGUUGUGGUAACAACCACUGAGAAAAUUCCCGUGCUUUUAUUGGUGCAAAACUGUUUGUAAUUAUAGAUUAAAAUGUCAAAUAAACCUCACUGACGUACAACAAGAAACUCUCUGAUUUGUAGACUGUGGUAAAGAAGAUGCUAACUUCUGCUUUAUAAACGACCCUUUGCCAGGACUGAUAGUCAGUAAACUAGAAACGUUUUGACAAAAUACGUUGGCCUCGAUAGGGUGUUAACAAUUCUGUUCUCUUUGCACCAUUUUUUUUUUUAAAUACCUUACCUUAAACUCUCUAAAUUGCUGUGAGGAUCUGUGUCUGUAGACAAUGCCAACAUCCCUUCUGCACUGUGAAAAGAGGAUGAUGUAACCAGAGAUUUUACUGUACUUUAGUGCAGUUUUUCAACUCUUGAGUUUAAAAACAGAGCAACCAUGCCAUUCCAUCUGCACUCAUCAGCUAACAGUGCACAGGAGGCUUUAUGUAACCAUGUUUCAAGAAAACAAGAAUGGAAUUGACCUAAAA
This is a messenger RNA of Numida meleagris (helmeted guineafowl), 3985 nucleotides long. It is a transcript of the gene HDC, whose product is annotated as histidine decarboxylase. NCBI's taxonomy places the organism in Eukaryota, Metazoa, Chordata, Aves, Galliformes, Numididae. The record is from RefSeq and is a predicted model, not a curated record. Gene Ontology annotation, molecular function: histidine decarboxylase activity; pyridoxal phosphate binding. Gene Ontology annotation, biological process: histamine biosynthetic process; L-histidine catabolic process. The transcript is spliced from 12 exons. The coding region runs from base 1370 to 3367 and encodes 665 amino acids.